Medioppia subpectinata is the source of this 242-nucleotide messenger RNA. The record is from the annotation of a GenBank genome assembly. NCBI's taxonomy places the organism in Eukaryota, Metazoa, Arthropoda, Arachnida, Sarcoptiformes, Oppiidae.
AUAUUUUGUUUGCAUUUGUUUUCGCGAUUAGUCUUUGAAUUGAGUGUCAAAUGUCUUCACUAUCGGUGUCCGUAAGCGUUGAGCCGUUGGAUGAAUAUGUGGUCCAAGAGAUCAAAUACGACGGACAGGAGAUGUAUAUCCAACCGCUCUCUAUGUCCGAGAACUUCACCAAAUCUGUCCAAAAGAUCGACUUCUUGAAGAUCGACAGCGACUCCAAUGAGACGACUGGUAACGGAUCCCAA